Messenger RNA from Dendronephthya gigantea, 2203 nucleotides. Its product is annotated as protein MB21D2-like. The record is from RefSeq and is a predicted model, not a curated record. The transcript has 2 exons. The coding region runs from base 154 to 1713 and encodes 519 amino acids. Lineage: Eukaryota; Metazoa; Cnidaria; Anthozoa; Malacalcyonacea; Nephtheidae.
UGUACGUGUAUAAAACGCGCCUCUCGCUUCUCAAACAACGAAACUGAAUCAAUACUAUCUCUUCACCUUUUUCUCUCGAAGCUUGUCAAGUUUAUAGGCAUCACUAUAGCUUAAUAUUCAAUCAGAUUUCUACUGUUCUCUAGGAGAAAAAGAAUGGCCCAAGCUGACCCUAGUAUUGUUGCCAAUCUUCAAGAGGCAAUAUUAAAGAUUUGUAAUUACCCAAGAGGAUGCCGACGCAUAUCUGACUUUUUUGGAAAAUUCACCAUAACGCCGGAACUGAAGGAAGGAAAUGAGGUUAUCAGAAUCCUUGGAGAUCUUAUCGAUCAACAUGUCCUCAGCUCUGCCAAGAAAUAUUUCGAUGAUGAAGGUCCUUUUCAACUUGAUGACAUUUUGAUAUCUGGAAGCGUCAGUGAAGGAACGGUAAAGAUAAACCUAAUGACACAAAUAUGUUCGGAUACCGAUUUUUUUCUUGUUUUGAAGAAUAUUAAAGUGACAGAGAAAGAUCAAAAGGAAGGAUGCCUAACAAUGAGAGAACAUACACCGUUUGUGAAUUUGUACCUAAAUGAAGCAGAUCUCAUUCAAAGAUGGAUUGACUUCGUGGAAAUUUCAGAGCAGACACUCCCGGAGGAAAAAAAACGCACGAAGCUUUCCUCCAUGAAACUGAAAGAACGUUUUAGAGAAAAGUAUGUUGGAUACGGGCCGAUAUUUACACCACUUUCCGAAGAUAAUGUUGAAGUGGUUGAUGAAGGGCCUUCCGUCGCCGUUUCUACCCGUGUACCCGGAGUUAAAGAACCGCGAUGGGCGCCGUCCGUGCACUUGCCGGUGGAAGAAUUCGACUUUGUGAUCGCUAUUGCCUGCGAAGGAUGGCCGUUGUGUGCCCAAGAGUGGGUAACCAGACCACGAUGUUGGCCAGGUAAAAACGUCGUUCAGGAAAUCAUCCAAGGUGGCUUCCACAUUGUUUGCAAAAGUUCUGCAGAAGGGGACUUCCGGCUUUCAUAUUCCAACGCCGAAACACUUUUGAUUCAAAGCCUGAGUGAUCUCCAACAUAAGGUGUAUCGCGCCUUGAAAUCUUUUGUUAAUCGUUACAAAAAUGAAUGGAGUCCCAAUGUGAAGAAGAUAAUGUGUUCCUAUCACGUCAAAACAAUAAUGCUCUGGUAUUGUGAAAAAUGUGAUACGAGUGAUUGGAGUGAAUCUACAAUAGUUGAGCAUUUAUUGUCGCUCAUAGAUCAGCUGAUAAAGGCUUUGAGAGAGAGAUCAUUGCCGAUGUAUUUUAUGCCAAAACACAACCUUAUGGAACGGAUUGAGGACGGGACCGCGGUAGCCGAGGAAGUAUCAAAAGCACGUUUUAAUCUUAAUUUGGUUACCGAUGCAAUAUUGUCCGAGGAACCAGAUUUUGGCGAAUGGUGCAAAUUCCUGCUCAAAAUCCUGCCACCUGAACUCUACAAACCAUUCCAAAACGGCAUUGAAAAUGGAAAUUUUCAAUCAAACGAUUUCUAUGAAUGGUUUCAGAAGAUGUUUGACGGUGUUGAUGAAUACUGGAUGAACACGGUCGGAAGAAUUCCAACGAGAAACAACGAAGAAGGGGAAAAGGCAAUGAAAAUCUUGCAACAGCCGAUUGCAUUGUUUGUAGACAAAAUGUGUGAAAAUUUCAAUAAUUUUGGCAUGAACGAACAGUUGGAAUUCCUAGAAGGGAAUUGGAAUGAAAAUCAAUGAAUUUCACUGGAAGCCAAUAAACAUUUCAGUACGAAAUUACAGGACUGUAUUAGGGAUAAUUAUUAGGGAUUAGGGAUUAAUUCAAUAUAAAUAGUCAGGUUGAAAUUAGGUCUAACUGGGUUAUUAGAAUAGAUUUCAGGUUAAUAUUUAAAUUAGUGUUAAUGUGAUAGAAUAAGUUGAAUGUUGAAGAUUGUCUGGGAUGACGUAAGUAGAAACAUAUGAUUUGUAAGAGCAGGGCCGUCACUAGAAUCUUAAUCGCAAGGGGGGGGUAUAUUAUCCGUAUGUUCAUGUUCGUACAACCCGGUAGCAACAAUAGCUGACAAAAGAAAUCAGUCGGGCAUAAGACUAAUAUAUGAAUAUCCCCCCCCCCAAAAAAAAUAAGGCUUGUAGCGAUGGCCCUGUGUAGGAAUGAAAGUUGAAAGUUGGGGAAAAUGCUAGUUCAGUUCUCAAGCCGGAAUUGAACCUGGUGUAGGAAACUGGGAUUAAUCGU